Arachis stenosperma is the source of this 3621-nucleotide messenger RNA. Its product is annotated as disease resistance protein RPV1-like. The record is from RefSeq and is a predicted model, not a curated record. The transcript has 4 exons. NCBI's taxonomy places the organism in Eukaryota, Viridiplantae, Streptophyta, Magnoliopsida, Fabales, Fabaceae. Gene Ontology annotation, molecular function: ADP binding. Gene Ontology annotation, biological process: defense response; signal transduction. Bases 100 to 3384 code for a protein of 1094 amino acids.
UUACUUACUGAAUCGUGAAAGUGCUGGUAUAUUCAAUCUCUUGAUUCCAUUAUUUCCCCUUUCUGUCUUCCUUUUCAAGCUUCCUAUUUCCUAGAGGCAAUGUUUCAAAAUCCAAGGACAUUAGCUUGUAAAAUGAGAUAUAUUGGAUUAAUUGUUUGUGUAAUAGCAAUCUGUAUUGCAAUUAUCGCUCAGAAAUUUGAUGCAGAGACACCGGUAGAAGAAAAUACUCCUCCUUCGUAUCCAGAGGCAUCAUCACCAACUCAUGACACAAAAUUUGAUGUGUUCAUCAGCUUCAAUGGCAAAGACAUUCGGGAAGGUUUGCUCAGCCAUCUCACCAAGGCAUUACGGCAGAAGCAAAUCUUCACCUUCGUUGACACGAAGCUCGAGCAAGGCGGAGAAAUCUCGCAAGAGCUUCUCCAAGCAAUUGAAAAGUCGUUGAUCUCGUUAGUUGUGUUCUCAGAAAACUAUGCGUUUUCGACUUGGUGUUUGGAUGAGCUGGUCAAGAUUAUGGAGUGUAGAAGAGAAAAAGGACAAAUUGUUUUACCGGUUUUCUACAGAGUGGAACCGUCUCAUGUAAGACACCAAAAGGGCGUUUUUUCUACUGCCUUUGCUAAACAAGAGAAAAGGUUUGGUAAGGAAAAGGCACAAACAUGGAGAUCUGUUUUUCAGGAGGCUGCUAAUAUUUCAGGCUUUCAUUCAGCAAAAUUCGGGAAUGAUGCUGAGCUUAUCGAAGAAAUCAUCCAAUCAGUGAACACUAGGUUGAAAAAUAUGCGCCAGUUUUCCUCAAAAGGACUUUUCGGAAUCGCUAAAUCAAUUUCUCGUGUUGAAUCAUUGCUUCGCCAAGAGCCAGAGAGCGUCCGUGUCAUUGGAAUUUGGGGCAUGGGUGGUUUUGGAAAGACAACCGUUGCAGAAGUAGUUUAUAACCUACUUCGUGAUGAAUACGAAAGCGUUGUUUUUCUACGAAACGUAAGGGAAGUAUCAUUGAGACAUGGAAUUAUUUACUUGAAGAAUGAACUCUUUUCUAAACUCUUAGGCGAAAAUCUUGAAAUUGACACACAAAAUGGAUUGCCUACUUAUGUUGAGAAGAGAAUUGGCCGCAUGAAGGUUCUUAUUGUUCUUGAUGAUGUUAAUCAAUCAGAACAGUUUGAGAUUCUAGUUGGAACCCCUCAAAGUUUUGGAUCAGGUAGUAGAAUUAUUGUAACUACCAGAGAUAGGCAAGUGCUUGCGAAAUAUGCUCAUGCUAAUGAUACAUACAAGGUUGAACCAUUGGAAUCUGAUGAAGCACUUCAGCUUUUCAAUUUGAUUGCAUUUCAACAAAAUGAAGUUGUUGAAAAGGAGUAUAGUGUGUUAGCAGAGAGGGUGGUGGAUCAUGCCAAAGGGAUUCCACUGGUUCUUAAGACUUUGGGUCAUUUACUUCAUGGAAAAGAAAAGUGGAUAUGGGAAAGUGAAUUAGAGAAACUUGGGAAGAUUCCGAAUAAGAAGGUUUUUGAUAUGAUGAGGCUGAGUUAUGAUGAGUUGGAUCGCCAAGAGAAAUCAAUGCUUUUGGACAUUGCAUGCUUUUUUGAUGGAAUGAAGUUGAAGGUGAAGUACUUAGAGAGUUUGUUAAAGCAUGGGGAUUUUCCAGUUCCUGCAGCAUUGAAAAGACUUGAAGAUAUAUCUUUCAUAACCAUUUCUAAAGAGGAUGUAGUGACAAUGCAUGAUAUUGUACAAGAAAUGGCUUGGGAGAUUGUUCGCCAAGAAUCUAUUGAAGACCCGGGUAACUAUAGUCGAAUUUGGAAUCCUGAGGACAUUUAUCAAGUACUGAAAAAUAAUCAGGGGAGUGAGGCCAUUAGAAGCAUAAACUUCAGCUAUUCCAAAGCAACAGUUAGGAACAUGCAGUUAAGUCCUCAAGUAUUUUCUAAGAUGAGUAAGCUGCGAUUUCUCGACUUUUAUGGAGAACAACACCUCUUACACUUUCCUGAGGGGCUUCAACAGUUGCCAAGUCGACUCAGAUAUCUUCGUUGGACUUAUUACCCUCUCAAAUCAUUACCAAAGAAAUUUUCUGCUGAGAAGCUAGUUAUAUUGGAACUACCUUAUAGUCAAGUGGAAAAGCUUUGGUAUGGGAUCCAGAAUCUUGUGAAUUUGAAAGUCCUUAAGGCUCCAUAUUCCUCACAGUUGAAGGAGUUUCCAGACUUAUCAAAAGCCACCAAUCUUGAGAUAUUGGAUUUCAAAUAUUGUCUCCGCUUGACUCGUGUCCAUCCAUCUGUCUUCUCCCUCAACAAGCUUGAGACAUUGGAUCUAAGCUGGUGCUCUCAACUUGCCAGACUUGAAACUAAUGCUCACUUGAAAUCCCUUCGUUAUCUGAGCCUCUAUCACUGCAAAAGAUUGAACAAAUUUUCAGUGAUAUCAGAAAACAUGACAGAACUGGAUUUGCGACACACAUCCAUCCGAGAAUUGCCCUCGUCCUUCGGAUGUCAAAGCAAACUCGAAAAGCUUCAUCUAGCAAACUCUGAAGUAAAGAAGAUGCCUGAAAGCAUGAAGCUUCUCACAAGUCUGAAAUAUCUUGACAUAAGUGAUUGCAAGAAUCUUCAAACUCUGCCGGAGCUUCCCCUCUCCAUAGAAACGUUAGAUGCAGAUAACUGCACAUCAUUGAAGGCUGUGCUUUUCCCAAAUGCGAGUGAACAGCUGAAGGAAAACAAGAAAAAGGCUGUGUUCUGGAACUGCUUGAAGUUGGAAAAUCAAUUUCUCAAUGCUGUCGUAUUGAAUGCUUAUAUCAACAUGGUGAGAUUUUCAAACCAAUAUUUGUCUGCAAUAGAACAUGACAAUGUAGACAAUUCUAAUGAAGACCCUGAAGCCUCUUAUGUUUAUCCCGGGAGCAAAGUUCCAGAGUGGCUUGAGUAUCGAACAAAUAUGGAUCACCUUACUGUUAAUCUCUCUUCAGCUCCAUAUGCACCCAAAUUAGGCUUCAUUUUAUGCUUCAUUGUUCCUGCAGUACCAUCAGAGGGUUUUAGGCUGAUGUUUACAAUCAGUGGUGACGAUCAAGAGGAAGACGAUGUCAACGAAGUCAGGUUGUACGUGGACAGACCAAGGAAGGAGAUUUCAUGGGAUCAUGUGAUUCUAAUAUACGACCAACGUUGUAGUAGCUUCCUAAAUAACAGAGGUCAAAAUCGAAGAAUGUUUAACAUCAAGGUGUCAGUUGUGUCACUAUCCAUGACAUCAGAGUAUGUGGCAGUGGAGUUGAAAGGGUUUGGAGUGCACCCAGUAAACCCAUUAGAAUAUCCAAGUUUCAUUAGUUUUAUUAAAAGAAUGGAACAGUUGGGUUAUUAUACUACUCCUGCUACUGUCAACCCGGAUUCACUAUGGAAUGGAAUUAGGUCGUGGUUUGGAGCUCACAAUUGGGGAUGAUAUUCAGGAUAUGUUAUAUAUUUGGUGUCAUGUUAGGUUAUUGUAUGCGCUUAAUCUUCAAAUUAAGCCCUGCCAUUGGAAGAGUAGCAGAAGAAGAGGAGGGAAAUGGAUGCUCUCAAUUUUUUUUUAAUAAUUGAGAGAAUAAAUAUAAUUUAUAACUUUUUUAAUAUUUUUUUUUGUUAUCUUUUGGUUUUACUUACAAAAUUAAUGUUAAAAGAUUACAAUUUACUUUUUUAA